AUGGACAUGGACUUUGUCCUCUUCGACGAUCCGCCCGGCCAGGACGAGCUCGAGCUCGAGGACGACUUCGACUUCGACUGCGAGACCCAAACCGACCGCAACUGUCCGCUCUUCUUCUCCACGAUCCCGCCCGCUGCCGCCUGCUCGUCCUCGUCUUCGCACAAGGCCUUCGCAACCACGUCGGUCUCGCGGAAAAUGGCUGCUACUGCUGGUGCCGUGUCUCCUUCGAGCUCGCCGCGUCUGCCUAGCCCUCCGCCGUUCACCGAGGUUCAGAUCGGUCCGCAGUCGCCUACCGUGGGAGACGCAGCCGGCAACGAGCAACUGUUUGCGCCGCUGGCCGAGACGGACGACGGAUCGACCAGGAGGAUUCGCCCUGGCACCAAGGCUGCGGACAUGGCGUCGGGACUUCCGCUGAUUCCGUUGUCGCAGCUUGACUCGCCGUUCCAGCUUCAAGAGCAUCUCAAAGCUCUCUACCACAACUAUACGAUGCCCGCUGGGUCGUCUACGAUCCAUCCCAUCACGCACGAUGUCGCCGUUGCUCUUGCCCAGCCUCCCGAAGGCGUCGAGCGUUCGCUGUGGCUGUACGAGCUAUGCCGGUUUCUGACGAUGAAAGUGAACAACUUGAUCAUUGCGUUUUUUGCCGAAGACCCUCCCUGCUCGCAGCAGUCGUGUCCGGAAAUGCGCGCAUCCGAAUGGCAAUAUCUUUGCGCUGUGCAUGACCCGCCCAAAUCCUGCUGCGCCAUUGAUUAUUGCUGCCACACUCUUGACUGGGCGACCAACAUCCUGACGUCUCCGAAAUACUUCCCCAGUCGUCUUACGCUGGGAUCGGAGUCUGCGGGCGGGCCGCAAGCAAGCAUGCGGCAUUUAACCAAUAUAUUUCGUCGACUGUACCGUAUCUUUGCGCAUGCAUGGUUCCAGCACCGCGAUGUGUUUCGUCAAGUUGAAAACACCGAUGGGCUAUACGUGUUUUUCAAGACGGUGUGUGAUGCUUACGAGUUGAUACCGCCGGACAACUACACGGUUCCUGAUGAAGCAGAGCAAUCCGCUUCUGCUGCGGAAGAUAAUGACGACUCCGACGACUCCGACGACUCGCCAAUUAAUCCCACGCCGACUGCAGCAAUAUCUCCUGAAAAUAACCGCAGAAUCUCAGUGCUACGGAAGGAACCGGGCGGCGGGAUGCCUUCACUGAGCUUGGAAGAACCCAGCAGCAGCCUGCCGGCUCCAUCGAACAUUAGCACAGGCGCUACGACGCGACGACACAAGCAUAGUCCGUCGACGGGGUCGAGCGUGACAACUAUCGCCGAAGCUAAUGAGGACAACAAUGCCCUCCUGGCUAAGAAUGAUCAGUUGCCGAAGGUCGAGGAGAACGACAAUGCGCGGUCAACGCCGGUUGUCGAUGCAGAAAGUGCAUUAUCAGCAGAGCAAGACAAGUCACCCGAUGAAGAGAACGAACCAGAAGAACGACAGCCGGAAGCAGCGCCGGCGCAAGAAGCAAAAGAAGAAAAGGCGCCCGAAGUACUGCUCGAGGCAAUCCCAGAUCCAGAUGAGCAGUCCUCCCCGACUGCGACAGUGGUCGAGGCAGCAGAACAGCCCACGACAUCCGACCAGAAGCUUUCUAAUGGUGAGUCGCCCGUGAUUAUCGAAGCGCCGUUUGCAUCUGGAGAUUCUUCUUCGGCCACGGUGUCGGUGGUGGAAACGGCGGCGGAAAAAGACGAGUAG
Talaromyces atroroseus is the source of this 1719-nucleotide messenger RNA. RefSeq lists its product as hypothetical. Gene Ontology annotation, cellular component: cytoplasm. The coding region runs from base 1 to 1719 and encodes 572 amino acids. NCBI's taxonomy places the organism in Eukaryota, Fungi, Ascomycota, Eurotiomycetes, Eurotiales, Trichocomaceae. The record is from RefSeq and is a predicted model, not a curated record. The transcript is spliced from 2 exons.